AUGACAUCAACAAAUGAUAUUGGACUUGCGACAGAACGUGUUCAAUGUUCAACUCCAAUCGAUUUAAAUGAGCUCAUUUGUUCAAUAAUAUGUGAAAAUAUUUUAUGGAAACCAGUCGCUUGUCAACAAUGUGAAACGCAUUUCUGUUCGAUGUGCAUCAGAAAAUGGUUAAUUAAAAAUCCAAAUAAAUGUCCGAUGCGAUGCGACAGUUUUAUUGAGCGAUCAUGUUCCAAAAUCAUUACCAGACAAUUGGCUAAAUUGCAAGUUGUUUGUAUCUAUCAGCCGAAUGGUUGUAAUGAGGUUGUUCCAUAUGAAGCACUCGAAAAACAUGAAAUGACAUGUGGAUAUCAAAUGAUAAAAUGUACUGCUUGUCGAAAAGAAAUAUUGAAAAAGAAUUUGACUGAACAUCAAUCACAAUGCCAGUUGAGUGUAACAACAUCUGCAGAUGUCAAUAUUAUUAAUAAGCAAAAUGACAUUCUUCAAUAUCAAUCUGAAAUAAUCUCUCUUAGAGAACAACUUCGACAACUUCGACAAGAAUCACAGCAUGAAAUUCAGCAACUCAAAGAACAAAUUCGACAAGGACAAAGUAAGAUACAAAAAAAUCGAAUGAAAAUAAUAUGUAUUGUGGAAACUCGAUCAAAUACAUGUGUUCUACAUAUUUAUUGA
Molecule: messenger RNA, 666 nt
Organism: Rotaria sp. Silwood2
Lineage: Eukaryota; Metazoa; Rotifera; Eurotatoria; Philodinida; Philodinidae
Source: the annotation of a GenBank genome assembly